Messenger RNA from Lindgomyces ingoldianus, 1772 nucleotides. RefSeq lists its product as uncharacterized. The transcript has a single exon. NCBI's taxonomy places the organism in Eukaryota, Fungi, Ascomycota, Dothideomycetes, Pleosporales, Lindgomycetaceae. Bases 88 to 1644 code for a protein of 518 amino acids. The record is from RefSeq and is a predicted model, not a curated record.
CUCCCUGUUACCUUCACCCCCUGCCUCACUACCAACACUGCGUCUGCCUCAUCCAUCGCAGUUCUCCGUUGUUGUAAAUCCUCCACCAUGCCCCGUGUCAAAGAAUUGAACCGCAUUCGGAGCUCCCCGCCUAUCAUGAUGGACUCUGCGGACGCGCCCUCCUCCCCCGCUUCGAGUGAACCCGCCGUAUUCUCCAGUGAUGGCCCGAUGGAGAGUGCUGGUAUCGACAAUUACCAAGCACCACGCAUGAAGAGGAAGUUUGGCGGUGCUUGGUGGGACAAGCGUGACGGGAGUGCACAUCACAACGACUCUGGUAGAGACGCAACGUCCAAGAAGACCAAGUUGAAGCGAAACAUCGAUUCGGGAGUGUGGAUGCACAGCGACGACACCGACAACGACGCCAUUGCUUACAGUCUCCCAAUUGCACCCAAUCCACCUUCCGAGGAGCAUGACUACGAGAGCGACAAAUACGACAGCUCCCAGUCCCUUGAGAACUUCGUUCAUGAUAUGGUUGAUGACGGUCUCGCUUGCCAUUCAGAGUCAUACGACCUCACGGAUCUCGGUCUCGUUGACAAGGAUCUUUCACCUCUUGGAGGUCUCUCUGCUCUCAUCAAGCCACCAUUAGACCCAGGCUCUCGUGUGCCAGGCAAGGAGUACUAUCGAUCGAUGCUGCCCCAGAUCCUCCUUAACCUAAGCAAAAACUCGUUGUCCCGCCUCACGCCAUCUCUCUUCACCAUCGAGCACCUCACGACCCUCAUGCUCCCCAACAACGACAUCAAGGAGCUGCCACCCCAGAUUGGUCGGCUCACCAACCUCACCCUGCUCGACGUCUGCAACAACCGCCUGAGGUCGCUUCCCUACGACAUCAUAAAGAUGCUGACUCCGCGUGGAAAGCUGGAGCGCCUGUCUUUAAUGGGCAAUGAUCUAUUUGAAAUGGCGUCGCUCCAUCGAAUCAUCACUCUUGAUAGCGAGUCGCUACUCCAUACCACAACUUUUGAGAGACGCAAGGCCUACUUAGACUCCUACCGAACUGGUCUACUUGAGGGGGAUUCAGCCGCUGCAGUCUGUCUCACCAAAUAUCUAGAAGAAGUUGAGAAAGUCUGCGAUCCUGAUCAAGUGUCGCUCUACUCCAAGAUCUCGAUCGCUGGCACAAAAGAGACACAGACCCCCCUAUUUCACAUUGGCAACACGGCGCCAACCUACUACGACGACGCAGGGCGACGCCUUCGCGGAUCCCCGCGGCAGCCCACUGGGGAUGGCUGCACAGCCGACGUCAUCGUAAAGAUGAAAGACGGCACCUGGGGAAGCCCCUCAAGCUGGUUUUCCCGCCCUGGGAUGUUGGUGCCAUCGCUGUUCUCGCUUUGCGGUAAGACUGCGCUAGAGCACCUGUCAACACUCGAAACCCGGGCCAUGAUGGCGAGGAGCGGCGUCGAGCUCUUCAACCUCGACAGAUUCCUAGACAUCGCAGACGACAACCACGAACUGGUCUUCGGACCCUUCCGCAACUGCCACCAAUGCGGAAAGAAAUAUGUCGUUGCUCGAGCGGAGUGGCUCGAGUUUUGGUAUCGUCCAGUGAAUUUCGUGCCCUUCAGGGUGGAGGUCUGCUCCUGGGCCUGUGUCCCAGAUGAGGUUGCGCUGGAGUAGGGGGCCGCGGCGGGGAGAGGAAAGGGGAACGGUGGCAAGCAGAUAGUACGAUAGUAUCAUCGGCAUUUCGUAGUAGAAAUUAGCUUCUAAUCACAGGAGGGAUUUGGGGGCUGGGAGUUUGAAUGUGG